Fonsecaea erecta is the source of this 939-nucleotide messenger RNA. RefSeq lists its product as hypothetical. Lineage: Eukaryota; Fungi; Ascomycota; Eurotiomycetes; Chaetothyriales; Herpotrichiellaceae. The record is from RefSeq and is a predicted model, not a curated record. The transcript has a single exon. Bases 1 to 939 code for a protein of 312 amino acids.
AUGGCGACGGUGUCAGUUCAUGCUCUGAGCACUGGCCACAUCACAAUUCCUGAACGAUUUUUCGUGGUUCCAGCGGACCCCGUCGCGAAACGAACAGUACCUUCCUUGUCUUUCUUGGUUCAGCACAAGGAUGUGCAAAGUGGAAAAGUCACACGAAUUGUAUUCGACCUGGGUAUGAGACGGGACCUCAACCUCUACCCGACAGCCUUGACUAUCCACCUCACCAACCGGCAACCUGUCUCUACGCACCCAGAUGCGGUCGCUUCCCUGGCAGCUGGGGGCCUCCGCGUGAAUGACAUCGACUACGUGAUAUUCAGCCAUGUGCAUUACGAUCACGUUGGACUUCCAAAGGAUUUCGAUGACGAUAAGACAAAGUUCAUUGUAGGCAAUGGCGCUCUCGACCUCCUCAGCGGGAAGACGCAAUACGAUUUGGGGAAACAUGCGGUUUUCGAACCAGAUUUGCUCCCGCUAGAACGAACGAUUGAGUUACCUCCUCCAGACGGUGAUGGUGGGAACUCGCAAUUCUCGUGGAACCCAUUCGGAAAGUUUCCACAUGCGAUCGACUUCUUCAAGGACGGCAGCGUGUACAUUGUCAAUGCACCGGGGCACCUGCCCGGACAUAUCAAUCUGUUGUGCAAAAUCUCCAGCCAACCCUCGAAAUAUGUUUGCCUCGCUGGUGAUUCAUGCCACGAUGUUCGCCUGCUGACGGGAGAGUGCGACAUAGCGACAUGGACGGACGAAACAGGGAGAUACUGCUGCAUGCAUGUGGACAUCCCCCAGUCCAAGGAGACUUUGGCUCGGCUGUACUCGGCCUCCAAGGAAGGCAUCAAGGUAGAGGGAGAGGAGAAGCCGGCAGAGUUUGAAGUGAUCUUUGCACAUGACUUUGCGUGGGAGGAGAGGGCGAUAAAGGAGAAGAAGUUCUGGCCCGGGAAACUAUGA